Molecule: messenger RNA, 681 nt
Organism: Gossypium arboreum
Lineage: Eukaryota; Viridiplantae; Streptophyta; Magnoliopsida; Malvales; Malvaceae
Exons: 2
Coding region: 1-681 (226 amino acids)
Source: RefSeq, a predicted model, not a curated record
AUGGUAGAUGGAUGGGAUCUGAUUAGCACUGAGUUUUGGUUUGAUGUAAAUGGUGGAGUCACGAAUUCUGUAACAGACCAUCGCCAAUUGAAUCAAGGUGAAACAUCAGAAGCUUCAUACCAAACCACAUCAGAUGGUGGUGGCGGCAGUAGAGCUAAGCUUACUCCAGCUCAAAAAAAAAAAGAAAACAAAAGACUAAGUGAUCACAAGUAUAGGCAAAAGCGCAAGCUCAACAGUUUACAAAAGAAUAGGUUAAAAAAUCUACAGCAGAAAAAUUCUAAAGCUGGAACAUGUAUUAAUGAUGAUAAACCCAUUUUUGACCUCUUUAUGAAAAUCAAUAUUGAUGAGGAGAGUAAAGUGAAGUUAUCGGGCUUCAAUGGCUUAUAUAGGGAGUCUGCCACGAUAGGUAAAUAUCGUUUCCCACUGUCCUUACAUCCGACUCUAACGCUCAUCAUUAAUGUCUAUGGUGAUGUUGCUGCAACAAGUAAGAUGAACCCAAAUAGUGCCGAGAAGAUCUACGUAAUGUUUUGUGCUUUGAUCAAAGAGAUGCAUGAUCUACGACUUGAGCAAAUCACUGAGUGUAGGAUAUUGAAGUGGAGAGAUGCCGUCAAGGAUGCUUUACGUAUGAAUUUCAAGGUGGAUUUUAGUUGGGUUUUUACAAUAAAAAACAGAAAAACAUGA